This is a messenger RNA of Colletotrichum orchidophilum, 1080 nucleotides long. RefSeq lists its product as uncharacterized. Gene Ontology annotation, cellular component: fungal-type vacuole. The coding region runs from base 1 to 1080 and encodes 359 amino acids. The record is from RefSeq and is a predicted model, not a curated record. Lineage: Eukaryota; Fungi; Ascomycota; Sordariomycetes; Glomerellales; Glomerellaceae. The transcript has a single exon.
AUGAUUUCGUCACGCCAUUCGCUGAAGCGCACGCUUCUCCUGUCUACCUUUGCCGCCCUGUUGCUCUUCUCUGCCACUGGUCUUGCGCAAGACAAUGCCAGCGGAGGAGAUGCUCAGACCAGUGCUUCCCAGGCAGAUUCUACGACGGCUGCGCAGCCUGCGCGCGCCACUCCGGCCACCGCCGUCAUCACCAACACUGGUGCCGUUGCGACAACAGAAGAGAGCAUCUCCGCUCCCAGAAUCACUGGAACCUCUGAUUCCACUGGCGAUGUCCUCACGGGUCUGCCGUCCCUCACCAACCAACCUAUCGUGGCGACAUACCCGCCGGCGAGUGUGCCUCCCACCAACAACGCUCCUUAUAUGCACCGCUCGAGUGCCCCUCAAGGAACUGUAUUCAUUGCCGUUGGCUCCAUUCUCGGCGCCUUGGGCCUCGGUAUCCUGAUCUGGCGUGGCAUCAUUGCAUACCUGCUGCACCGCUCCGUCGCCCGGGCCGCUAAUGCCCAGUAUGUCGCCAACGACAAGCAGAGCUUCCCUGCCCCUCCAGCGCAGUUUUACAAGUACACCGACCGCGAAUCGACUCCUUCUCUUGUUCCCAAUGGCGGACGUGGUGUACGUAGAACGCAGCGCGGCCCCAUUCCCUCUGCGACACCGAGCCAGUCGAACCUCUUCUUCUCGCCCACCGCAGCUGGCGGCGGCAACAGCAACAACAAUAAUAACAACUCCGCCAACAACCGCGACUCUCGUUUCCUCCCCUCUGGAUUUUACGCCGCUGCUACCUCGUCUCCCAGUCCUGCUCACGGUCACUCAAUAAGUUUGACGAACCUCCGCCCCGAAUCACGAGGCCAGUACGGAAGCCGCAACAACUUGAGGGAAUCUACGCCUCCCGAAUCCCCCUCGUAUGGCGCAAGACGUGACUUUAGCACUAGCUCCGUCAACUUAUCUGCGGCACCUGGGAAUGGACAAAGAGCUCCAAGUGCCUACCUCGAGGACCUUUUGGACGAGAACCCCAACGCGUUCCCGCCAAGCCAGAUGCGCCCUGGUUCUCGAAAUGCCAACAACUCCCCUGGCGGUCGGUUUUAG